AUGGCUAGAACUAAGCAAACAGCAAGAAAAUCCACAGGUGGUAAAGCACCAAGAAAGCAGCUGGCCUCCAAGGCAGCCAGAAAGUCCGCACCAUCUACCGGUGGUGUCAAGAAACCACACAGAUAUAAGCCAGGUACCGUCGCGUUGAGAGAAAUCAGAAGAUUUCAAAAAUCGACCGAACUUUUGAUCAGAAAGCUGCCCUUCCAGAGAUUGGUCAGGGAGAUCGCGCAGGAUUUCAAGACAGACUUGAGGUUCCAAUCUUCAGCCAUCGGGGCCUUGCAAGAGUCGGUUGAAGCGUACUUGGUCUCUCUGUUUGAAGACACCAAUUUGGCAGCCAUCCACGCCAAGCGUGUCACCAUCCAGAAGAAGGAUAUCAAGCUGGCUAGAAGAUUGAGAGGUGAAAGAUCGUGA
Zygotorulaspora mrakii is the source of this 411-nucleotide messenger RNA. It is a transcript of the gene HHT2, whose product is annotated as histone H3. Gene Ontology annotation, cellular component: nucleosome. Gene Ontology annotation, biological process: rRNA transcription. The record is from RefSeq and is a predicted model, not a curated record. Lineage: Eukaryota; Fungi; Ascomycota; Saccharomycetes; Saccharomycetales; Saccharomycetaceae. Gene Ontology annotation, molecular function: DNA binding; structural constituent of chromatin; protein heterodimerization activity. Bases 1 to 411 code for a protein of 136 amino acids. The transcript has a single exon.